This is a messenger RNA of Lucilia cuprina (Australian sheep blowfly), 2790 nucleotides long. Its product is annotated as extensin-like. The record is from RefSeq and is a predicted model, not a curated record. The coding region runs from base 267 to 1607 and encodes 446 amino acids. The transcript is spliced from 3 exons. Lineage: Eukaryota; Metazoa; Arthropoda; Insecta; Diptera; Calliphoridae.
AAAUGCUCGGCGUUGAGUUGUUAUCAUUAAAUUGUUUAUUGUACAGCUAUACACAGCAUAGCUAAGUAAAGUUUUUUCUUUAAAUUUUCCUACACACUACGUGUGCGUUCUUGAGAGUUUACGUGCGGCUCGGACGUAAAAAAACCUGUACCUUUAAAGGAUAUUGUGGAUUACCUUAAUUUUCAACUAAAACCCUUGGAUUUUUAAAUACAAUUCAGUUCUUUUUUUUUAACGAAAAAGUGAUAUAAAAAAAUAAAAUCAACGCCAUGCAGUUGAUGCGAACCGCAUUUCUGCUUGCGGUGGUCCUCCUAGCAGUAACCACCUGCACGCGCGCCGAAGAUGAAAAGAAAUCAGCCGGAGCUGAAGAGAAAAAAGUCGAACCAGAAAAAGAGAAAAAAGAAGCUGAAAAAUCCGCCGAUGGCAAAGAAGAAUCUGAUGAUUCUGCCAAACCCAAACGUGGUCUACACUUUGGUGAUUAUCAUCAUAAAUAUGAUGCCCAUCACUACCAUCACUAUCCAGUGCAUCAUGAGAAGACUAUAACGGUGGUAAAAAAGAUACCCGUUCCAUAUCCCGUAGAGAAAUAUGUACAUGUACCGGUGGAGAAAGAAGUUCAUGUGCCCUAUGAGGUGAAGAUACCUAAACCGUAUCCGGUAGUUAAACAUGUACCCUACGAGGUUAAGGAAAUCAUUAAAGUGCCUUAUGAAGUGCCACAACCCUAUCCAGUUGAAAAGAAGGUACCCUAUCCAGUACAUGUGCAUUAUGAUCGUCCAGUGCCUGUUAAAGUACACGUACCAGCACCAUAUCCGGUUGAGAAGAAAGUACAUGUACCGGUGAAAGUGCAUGUACCUGCUCCUUAUCCGGUCGUAAAGAAAGUGCCUUAUCCCGUUGCCGUACAUGUUGCCGUUGACAAGCCAUAUCCUGUAGAGAAGAUUGAACAUUAUCCCGUUGAGGUGCACUAUGAUAAACCAGUGCCAUAUCAUGUUGACAAACCAGUGCCCUAUCAUGUAGAGAAACCAGUACCAAUACCAGUUAUUAAGAAAGUACCAGUACCCGUGCAUGUGCCCUAUGAUCGUCCUGUACCUGUACAUGUAGAAAAACCAGUACCCUAUGAAGUCAAGGUUAAGGUGCCAGCACCUUAUCCAGUUGUUAAGGAAGUGCCAGUUAAGAUUGAGAAACAUGUACCGUAUCCCGUUAAGGUACCCUAUGAAAAACCUGUACCGGUACACAUUGAAAAACAUGUACCCGAAUACCAUGAAAAACACUUCCCCUACAAAGAACCCGAAUUCCAUUAUAAAAAAGUUGAACUUAAAGAAGAACAUGAACAUGAAGACUACCACGAAGAUCAUCAUAGCGAGCACGAACAUGAACACGAGCACGAGCACAUAGCCCACCAACAUGAAGGCGAAUAUAAACAUGAAGAAUACGGAGAUCAUAAACAGAUAGAGGAAUAUCAACAUGAAGAAGAGGAAUUUAAACCAUCCGAAGAAUUUAAACAUGCCGAAUAUGAAUCUCAAGAGGAAUACAAAUCUGAAAGUCAUGAAGAAUUAUCAGAGGUGGAUCAUAGUCAUGAUUACUCACAUUCUUUUAAUUAUCAUGCUCAUCAUUAAGUUUAUAUGAUAAUUAAUAUGAUUUUUUUUCGUUUUUUUUCUUUCUACUCCCAUUACAGCAUCACUAAUGAAAUUCCGUCUGAUAAGAGUGUCUCAGUGAAAUAAGAGAAACCUCAGAGAGCAUUAUUUGUGAUUAUGUGAUAGGUAUUGAGAGAGAGAGAGAGAGAGAGAGAGAGAGAUUUUUUUAAUAAAGAGAAAGAGAGUCAAAUUAGGUAAGCAAGACGAAAAGAAGAUGAUAGCAUUAUAAACGAUCUAGCUAACGUUUAAAGGAUUAACGACGAUGUGAUUAAAACUGAAACGAUUAAAUAUUUAAAAUAAGUUUAAAACUAAGUGAUAUUAAACACAAACUAACUAAUACAACUUUAAGUAAAAAAAUCCUUAUAAUUAAAACUUUCAUUUGAGGGUUUAUGUUUAAAAACUUCUUUUCGUUAAAACUUACUAACACUUCCAUAUAAAACUGUUAACACUAUCUCAUAACUUCCAUGGUAUUCCUUAAGUUUUAAUUAAUUUCGCUGAAAUUUAAUUAUCAUUAAAUCAUAAUUUAUAAGUAAUUUAACUAUAAUUACUAUCUAUGGCUUAACCUGUAAAUAGCAAAUGUAAUACUUUAAGUUAAAAAACUAAAAAAAAGUAAUGUCAACUUUAUUUAAAAUAACGUUUAAAUUAUAAAACUAACACUGGUUUAAAGCUAGUUUAACUUAUACAACACAAAACCAAAACCUUCUUCUCUUUGCUAAAGGCCUAACCAUCGCAUGCCUUUUAAAACUCCUCCUCUUCCUCCAAAGAGUUAAAAAAAAAGGAAUUUGAUUUUGUCCUAGUUAAUCUCGUGCUAAUAACUCGUCCAGUUAAUAUAUUAAAAAAAGAAAGCGUAAUAAAACUAAUUUAUACUCUAAGACUUGUUAAUAUGUAUUUAAAACAUACAAAAAGAGAUUAAACUAAUUGUUAUUUAAAUACAAUUAACAAUUAGUUCUUUAGUUUAAUUUAAUUUAGUUUAUAAAAAAUAUUUCAUAUAUUUUAAACAGAAAUAUCUUUAAAACAUAUGAAAUCUUCUAUUCUACCAAAUAAUUUUUAUUUUGUUAAGAAAAUGUAUCAAAAUAAGAAUGAAAAAUGAAAAGAAGGAUGUUUGAAAAACAAAUAAUAAAAUAUCUCAUAAAAUUGAGAUUGAAAAAAAAAAACACAAACUUAA